Lutzomyia longipalpis is the source of this 2292-nucleotide messenger RNA. It is a transcript of the gene DIP-delta, whose product is annotated as lachesin. NCBI's taxonomy places the organism in Eukaryota, Metazoa, Arthropoda, Insecta, Diptera, Psychodidae. The record is from RefSeq and is a predicted model, not a curated record. The transcript has 8 exons. Gene Ontology annotation, cellular component: neuron projection. Bases 553 to 1902 code for a protein of 449 amino acids.
AGUUUCACUUCGUAGAAGGACGAGAAAGGACGCGGUGCGUUUGUGUCGUUGAUGUCGGAUAGAAGGAAGCCUUUAUUGCAUGCUUCCCACGCAUAAUCGUAAUUACUUGUACGUUUCCCUUGUGAAUGAUAUGCUAUCAAAGCGAAUUAAACAUCAAUAAAAAAGUGAUUGAAAGUCUGCUGUGUGCGAUUAAAUUGGGGUUUUAAAUAUUUACUCCCGUGCGCAUUAAGCCGCCGGCUAUUUAACCUCGCGCGCCACCCAAUGCUCGGUGGACCCCAAUAGCGUUGGAUGUUGUUGAUGGUGGUGUAAAGUGAAUUUUGUGCCAGACACUGAGAUUUUCGGGGCUCAUUCAUAAAAUUCUCGCAAAACGGUUUAAUUGUGCAAAUAAAGGGUGGUGUCGGGGCGUACUGUAGCCGCCCACAAUAGAGUGAGAUUAAAAAAAAUAUAAUACAACGACUCCGUGUGAUUAGGACUUGAAUCUAUAUGUGCUUCUAAGUAAACUAAACUAUAUAAUAUUGUAUUGUGUACUACGUGGAACCAACAUAGAAAAUCAUGCUGCUGCUCAAUGUCAUCAAAUAUGCACUCAUCACCCUCAAUAUCUUGCCUUACCGAUUCACACACCGGAGAGUUCUUUUCAUCAUCUACCUCGCAACUUUGGUUACACACGUAAUGCUGGACGAACCGAGAUUUGCACAACCAAUUCCCAACGUGACGGUAGCUGUUGGUCGUGACGCCAAUUUACCCUGUGUCGUUGAGCAUCUCGGAACCUACAAGGUUGCGUGGAUCCACAUUGACAGGCAAAUGAUACUAACAAUUCACCGCCAUGUGAUUUCUCGGAUUCCCCGCUACAGUAUCACAUACGACAACGCCAAUACAUGGUUGCUCCAUGUGAGUCAGGCGCAACAGGAUGAUCGCGGUUAUUACAUGUGUCAAGUGAACACGAACCCCAUGAUAAGUCAAGUGGGGUAUCUCCAAGUUGUGGUCCCACCGAAUAUCCUCGACAUCGAGAGCACACCCUCUUCUGUGGCUGUGCGUGAAAAUCAGAGUAUCAACAUGACAUGCCGUGCCGAUGGGUUUCCCACACCAAAGAUCAUCUGGCGCCGGGAGGAUGGUCAAUCGAUUACGGUGGAACGGAAGAAAAAGGUCAUGGUCUACGAUGGGGAGCAACUGCAACUCAUUAAAGUGAGUCGCAAUGAAAUGGGAGCUUACCUCUGCAUUGCCACCAAUGGUGUUCCACCUUCCGUGUCCAAGAGGAUUAUUCUCGAUGUGGAGUUUUCUCCGAUGAUUUGGGUGCCGAAUCAAUUGGUUGGGGCACCUGCUGGAACGGAUGUAACAAUUGAUUGCCACACGGAAGCCCAUCCACGUGCCAUCAUCUACUGGGUUUACAAUUCUGUGAUGGUGCUACCCAGUAAAAAGUAUCUAAUCGAUUACACAGAAAACUCAUAUCGGGCACACAUGAAGCUGACAAUCAAGAAUCUCCAGAAUGGUGAUUUCGGCAAUUACAGAUGCAUAUCGAAGAAUUCAUUGGGGGAAACAGAGGGAUCAAUACGAGUUUAUGAAAUACCACAGCCAUCAUCACCAUCAAAGCAAAUAACACACGUGGUGUCGGCAGAACCAAAAGAGACUACGCCACUCCGGAAUGACUCUUCACGAAUCAUCCAGCCCGAAGUGGUGUUCUCCAUGAGGACACCAGACAGCAAUCAUGCAUCCCCCAAUACAGCAACGGGUGAUCGCAAAGGUACCCUCGCCAUUGGUCAGAGUGUCUUCUACACGGACUUCCCACCCAAGGAGUACGGACACUCAUCCAGUGACCACAUAGCAGAUAUCAGUCAUAUCCUCAGCUACAUAUCAUUCCUCCUCCUAACGCUCCUACCACCACGGAUACUUUUCUACGCCUGUUGAGUGUAGUCGAUCACUCAAAUUGUAGAUCGUUCUUGCACAUAAAAAAAAACCAAAAUAAAACCCUUUAGGAGCCAAUCAGUAUUACCAAUUUAUAUUCUUAGUAAUUCCUAAAAUAAAUCUAUUUUUAUUCCAUUCGAAAUUCCUUAAUUUCUUAUUUUUCAAAAGAAAAAAUCCCUAAAUUCCUCAUAGGAAGGAUUUUUUUUGUAAAAAAAACUUCAACGAAGAAUUAUGCAAAAUAUAGUUGAAUUUUUGUUGUUAAAGAAAAAAGUCUUCGAUGAAAUGAUAAAGCAUAUCUUCCUUCGACAUAAUCUAAAAUGCAAAAAAAGUGUAACAUAUCUCAUCAAAAUGUCUUUAUAUGCUUCUCAGAGUUGUUAGAAGUAUCAGAAAGCA